AUGGGGAUUUCACCGACAGACGAAGACAGAAUCAAAAUACUAGAACAAGAUGCAGAAGCAGCUUAUCCAUAUUUAGCAUCAGACGAACAGUCUUCGACUUUCAGAGAUAAAGAAAUGAUGAUUGAAUUGAAAGAUGCAAUGCCCAAAGAUAAUGAUAAAAUAGUGAAUGAUAAUUUAGCAACAAUAAAAGAAACUAAACCAUGGGUUCAUUUUGUAGCAGGUGGAGUAGGAGGUACAGUUGGAGCAGUAGUGACUUGUCCAUUAGAUGUGGUAAAGACUAGGCUACAAAGUGAUGUAUAUCAUGAUAUGUAUAAUAAAACAAUAAAAUCAGGAAAUCCAAUAAGACAAGUAUUCCAACAUUUAUCAGAAACAGGUAAUGCCUUACGUCUCAUGUAUAAAUCCGAGGGAGUAACAUCGUUAUUUAAAGGUUUAGGACCUAAUUUAGUUGGGGUAAUACCUGCUAGAUCUAUCAAUUUUUUCACAUAUGGAGCAACAAAAGAUUUCAUUUUACGAAAUUUUAGUCAUCAAGGUAAGGAAGAAACUUGGAUGCAUCUUGUAUCGGGUAUAAAUGCAGGGUUUGUAACGUCUACUGCAACGAAUCCAAUAUGGUUGAUCAAAACAAGGCUACAGCUAGAUAAGUCUUCAAAUCAAAUAUACAAAAAUUCAUGGGAUUGUUUGAAACAUAUAGUGAAAAACGAAGGUUUCGGAAGUUUAUACAAGGGUUUAAGUGCAUCGUAUUUAGGUGGUAUUGAAAGUACUAUACAAUGGGUGUUAUAUGAACAAAUGAGAAUGUUUAUAAAUAAAAGAUCAUUGAAAAUACAUGGAUCAGAUCCAACUAAGAAAUCAACUAAAGAUCACGUCUUAGAAUGGUCAGCAAGAUCAGGAGCUGCUGGAGUAGCGAAAUUCAUGGCCAGUUUAAUUACAUAUCCUCAUGAAGUUGUGAGAACUAGAUUGAGGCAAGCACCUUUAGCAUCAACUGGUAAACCCAAAUACACAGGUUUGAUACAAUGUUUCAAGCUUGUCCUCAAAGAAGAAGGAUUUGCUAGUAUGUAUGGUGGUUUAACUCCACAUUUAUUGAGGACUGUACCGAAUUCAAUAAUAAUGUUUGGUAUUUGGGAAGUUACCACGGUUGCCCUAUCUAAAUUUUAA
Molecule: messenger RNA, 1149 nt
Organism: Lodderomyces pseudojiufengensis
Lineage: Eukaryota; Fungi; Ascomycota; Pichiomycetes; Serinales; Debaryomycetaceae
Gene: RIM2
Product: Rim2p
Exons: 1
Coding region: 1-1149 (382 amino acids)
Biological process (GO): pyrimidine nucleotide import into mitochondrion
Cellular component (GO): mitochondrion
Molecular function (GO): pyrimidine nucleotide transmembrane transporter activity
Source: RefSeq, a predicted model, not a curated record